Molecule: messenger RNA, 2959 nt
Organism: Phacochoerus africanus (Common warthog)
Lineage: Eukaryota; Metazoa; Chordata; Mammalia; Artiodactyla; Suidae
Gene: ACER3
Product: alkaline ceramidase 3
Exons: 11
Coding region: 90-893 (267 amino acids)
Biological process (GO): ceramide metabolic process; phytosphingosine biosynthetic process
Cellular component (GO): endoplasmic reticulum membrane
Source: RefSeq, a predicted model, not a curated record
GCCUGAGCCGGCCUGGGAGCCCGCGGAGCCGAGCGCAGCGAGAGAGCGAGCGCGCGAGCGCCUGGGCGGCUGCGGCGGCUCCUCGCGCGAUGGCUCCGGCCGCGGACCGCCAGGGCUACUGGGGCCCCCCGACCUCCACGCUGGACUGGUGCGAGGAGAACUACGCGGUGACCUGGUACAUCGCCGAGUUCUGGAAUACAGUGAGUAAUCUGAUUAUGAUUAUACCUCCGGUUUUUGGUGCAAUUCAGAGUGUUAGAGAUGGACUGGAAAAGCGGUACAUUGCUUCCUAUUUAGCACUCACAGUGGUAGGAAUGGGAUCCUGGUGCUUCCACAUGACUCUGAAAUAUGAAAUGCAGCUCUUGGAUGAACUCCCAAUGAUUUACAGCUGUUGUAUAUUCGUGUACUGCAUGUUUGAAUGUUUCAAGACGAAGAGCUCUGUAAACUACCAUCUGCUUUUUACCUUAGUCCUAUUCAGUUUAAUAGUAACUACAGUUUACCUUAAGGUAAAGGAGCCUAUAUUCCAUCAGGUCAUGUAUGGAAUGUUGGUCUUCACAUUAGUAGUUCGGUCUAUUUAUAUCGUUACAUGGGUUUAUCCAUGGCUUAGAGGACUGGGUUAUACAUCCUUGGGUAUAUUUUUAUUGGGAUUUUUAUUAUGGAACAUAGAUAACAUCUUUUGUGACUCACUGAGGAACUUUCGAAAGAAGGUGCCACCUAUCAUAGGUGUUACCACUCAGUUUCAUGCAUGGUGGCAUAUUUUAACUGGCCUUGGUUCUUAUCUUCACAUCCUUUUCAGUUUAUAUACAAGAACACUUUACCUGAGAUACAGGCCAAAAGUGAAGUUUCUCUUCGGAAUCUGGCCAGUGAUCUUGUUUGAGCCUCUCAGGAAGCACUGAUGAAUUAUUUCACCAAGAAAACAAACAAAAAAAGCGCAUACCAUAGACCUGGCCAAAUGAAUAAGGAAAUCCUUAAAGAUCUACAUGUUCAAAUAUAUCUGACCAUCAUAGCUUUGGAGUGACUUUCUGAUUAAUGCUGCCAGCCACACAAAGAAUGAGGAAUGGGGUUUUUGGGUGUUUAACUUGUAUCUUUAUCUCAUUUGUCUUCCUCCUCCUCCUCACCCUCACCCUAAUGUGUUUGAAAAGAAAUAAGACAUGAUGUGUAUGUAUAUACUCGAAUGCCGGAAAAAUUGGGCUUUUCUUAACAGGUUAGCAGUUUAUGCUGAUCAUAGGAAAUUAACUGUUCUUCUUUUUUUGACAAGGCUUGCAUGUGAAUUAAACUUCUCUUAAUACUUGAUUAAAUACUGAAAACAGCUAAGGACUGGCAAAACCCCAUAUUCAGAUGGCCAGCUGUAAGGCUGCACUUAGCUGUGUCAGCCUUGGUUUAUAUUUUUGUCAUAGUAACCUCAUGGAAGGUUGUUUCCAGGGUAAAAAAAAAAAAGCUCUCUGUGGGAUUCUGGUAGUUCUUCACUGUCUGCCUCUGGGCUAGUCAGUGUCAGAGACAAGCUCCGAGCUGCCACUGGGUUCUAUACUUGUCACAUUCCAGAUCUGUGGUGGGCUCUGGGGUGUCUGUGUGUGGUUACAGCCCCGCAGAGUGGGUGUGUCUUCUUGUAAGCUUUACGAAGGCCAUCAGGACGCGUGUAGAAUGUCGCUCCUCUAGCUAAUUACAUGUGAUUGCUCUCUUUCUUUUGACCUUUGCAGAUAUUUAAAUUAUCACUGUUUUUAUGUCUAGGAAAACAUGAUUGGUGGUCUGACCAAUCCACAUUUCAUCCUGCUAUCCUCCUAGCAUAACUUACUUGAAGUGAAUGUCAUUAUACUCUGACUUUUUAAAUUAUGCAGUGUGCUCCAGUUUUCAAAGAGGCUGUAGUUAAGGCCAGGGAAAUGUGUUGGUUUAGCUAGAGCUAAAAUGAUCAGGAUCCUAUUUACAGAAAGCUUAUUGGAAUACCUGCUCCUUCUUUUUUUUGAAGGAAAUGCAUAUAAGGGUUGAAAACAGCUGUAAUUUACUUGAACUUGUAACAGAACUACCAAAAAUUAAAGUGCUAAUGGCAGUGAAAUCUCCUUGUAAGGCAGCUAGUUCUAAUUUGGAUUUGAAUGUAUAACAAAUAGAAUUAUUCUUCAUAAACAUAACACCUUCCUGGAGUAAAAACCUGAUUUUGACUCCUUUGCACACACAUCACUCUAUUUGUAGCUCUGUACCAUUUAGCAUUUUUAUAACUUUUUCCUGCUUAUACAUUGUUAUAAAAUCCAGGCUGUUUUUACUACAUGGUGUCAUGACCACAGAUUAAAUUCUGAGCAACAGCUUCUAAAAGAAAAUCAUUUUUUCUUAUGCAAAGGUAUGAAACACUCUUGUCAUUUUUCCAAUUUUCAGGAAGUAGCUUUGGUACAAAUUUAAAACCAAAACAAAAUUUGUUGUUUUUCUUCACCAGCUGGCCUUAAUUUUAGUCCAAGUACUAUUUUCCUUACUUUAGCAUGCCAACACGCCCUUAGGCAGAUACUCCCACCUACUCUUAUCAUCCUCCAGCAGAAAAAAACACUUGCCAAAAUAUAAAUCUAAAAGAACUUUAGUUGUGCCUUAGGAAAAUAUAAACUAAACAGCUCCAACACAAGCCCUUAGGACUAUUCUUUUACCACAAGAUUCUGGCAUCUGGCUACAUUUCAUGUGCAGCUGCCUAGGCUGUCAGCCAUCUGACAUUUUUAAAUUAGUUCGUUUGUUUCACGCCAUUGUCUUCUUGUCCUUUUCUCUAAGAUAUACUUCUGCAUAAAGAAUCCAUGUACAGAAACAAAGGCACAUCCUUCCUGACUGUGCUGCUAACCCCGAGACUGAGGUUCUGCCCUAUUGAAGUCAGACUCAGGGUCUAGAGAGCACACCCUGACACUGAGGCCCUUUACAACAGCAUGUUGAACGAGCGGCUCAGCCACCACCACCUGUAGUUCCUCUUGAAUAAAGUCUCAUUGGAGACCUGUAA